Dimorphilus gyrociliatus is the source of this 1177-nucleotide messenger RNA. The record is from the annotation of a GenBank genome assembly. NCBI's taxonomy places the organism in Eukaryota, Metazoa, Annelida, Polychaeta, Dinophilidae.
AAUGUACUUGACAUCGGUGGCAAUUGCAGCAUGGCUACAAAAUCAGAAUCAAUUAUCUAUUUUUGCUAUAGCUGUUUCUGCAAUCGUAGCAUGGCCAUUUGCAGCCUUGUUGGGUGUUGGAAUAGCAAUAGAUAUCGUUCCUGUAAUAUUGAUAGAUUCGCACUUUUACGGAAAAUGGGUUGUUGCGCCGUUAAAUAUUGUUCUCUAUAACAUAUUUACAGAGCAUGGGCCAGAUUUAUAUGGUGUAGAACCUUGGUAUUAUUAUAUAAUAAAUGGAUUCUUAAAUUUUAACAUAGCAUUCCCAUUAGCAAUUAUAUCACUGCCAAUAUUGUUUUUCUCCAAAUUGAUAGUCUCAGCUGAUGAUACCAACCGUAAUGUUACGGCUGUGUUAUGUUUUUGUUUAGCACCUUUUUAUUUAUGGCUAACUGUUUUCAUUUUGCAACCUCACAAAGAAGAGAGAUUUCUCUUUCCCAUAUACACUUUAAUUUGUCUUUCUGCUGCCAUUUGCAUUGAUCAUUUGCAAAGAUUGAUUUCAUGGGCUAAAUAUGGACGAAAAGCUAUUCAUUAUACACAGUAUAUCCUAAAUAAAUGGUUCGUUAUUGGCCUAUUAAUGUUACACGCUAGCGGAAGUGUUUCAAGAUGUUUUGCAUUAUACAAAAAUUAUCAAGCUCCGUUACAUGUUUAUGGAGAUUUAAUGAAAGUUGCUCAUAAUUCUAGUCUUCAUCCUUUAUCAUCGUAUGUUCAAGUCAACUUGUGCGUUGGAAAAGAAUGGUAUAGGUUUCCUUCAUCUUUCUUUUUACCAGAAAAUUGGAAAUUAAUGUUUGUCAAGUCAGAAUUUAAGGGACAAUUACCUAAAUAUUUUGAAUCUGAGAAUCCUACUAGCUCCAUACCAAGUCAUAUGAAUGAUAUGAAUUUAGAAGAACCUACUAGAUACAUCAAUGUUUCAAAAUGCCACUACUUGGUUGAUCUAGAUGUACCAACCGAGAGCAAAUUAGAACCAAGAUACUCAUUACAGACGAAGCAAUGGAAAGUAUUGUACUCAGGCGAUUUUCUCUUCUCUUCUGGAUCAUCAUCACUUUUUCGGGCUCUUUAUGUCCCAUUUUUAACGAGCAAGAAAGUAAAAUACAUUAAAUAUAAUUUACUCCAAACAACUCGAUUGGCUAAAAGACGAAAAUAG